AUGUCUACCACCGUCCACGUCUCAGGCAUCUCGCACGAGACAAGCGAAAAGGAAGUGAAGGACUUCUUUUCAUUCUGUGGCAAGAUCACUUCGCUGUCCAUCAAGCCCGAGUCCGACGCCAGCGAUGCCUCAAAGUCAGCCACCGUGACCUUUGAGAAGGAUACCGCGGCCAAGACAGCCCUCCUCCUCGACAACACCCAACUCGGCAAGUCUCAAGUCCACGUCACCACAGCCGGCACCAUAGACGAUGUUGCACACAAGGCAGGCGCCGCAGUGUCCUCCUCGACCGGCGAUGACCACAUCUCACAAGAAGACAAGCCAAGAUCACGAAUCGUCGCAGAGUAUCUCGCUCAUGGCUACACGCUGUCCGACAAUGUGAUCCAGUCCGCCAUUUCCAUGGACCAGAAGCACGGCAUCAGCCAGCGAUUCACCGCAGCAUUGACAAACUUCGACAACAAGACCAAAGCGAGCGACAAAGCCGCUGCUGUCGACAACAAGUACGGUGUGACAGAAAAGGCUUACAGUGCAUGGGGUAGCCUGAACACGUAUUUCGAGAAGGCACUCAACACGCCUACCGGCCAGAAAGUCAGACAAUUCUAUGUCGAGGGCGACAAGCAAGUCAGGGAUGUGCACAACGAAGCUCGCAGACUGGCAGAUCUCAAGAGCGGCAAGACCCACGAGCCAGAGGCGGUCCCGGGCUCAGACAAGACUGUUUGUAAGUGUGGUGGCUCCGAGGGUGUCUGCGGUUGUGCCCCAGGACACUGCAACUGCGCAAACUGCGCCAAGAGCGAUGUUGGCGACAACCAGCCAGUACCAGUGAAAAACACCGAAAAGACGGUCUGCAAAUGUGGUGGAAGCGAUGGGAACUGCCCAUGCGCACCUGGCCACUGCGCUUGCUCGAACUGCGCCAAGUCAUCCACGUCUGCAACCUCCGAGGCCAAAGAGGCCGCUCAGGCGUCGGGUCAGCAACUGCCAGCAGGUAGUGUCUGA
Molecule: messenger RNA, 990 nt
Organism: Cyphellophora attinorum
Lineage: Eukaryota; Fungi; Ascomycota; Eurotiomycetes; Chaetothyriales; Cyphellophoraceae
Product: Protein vip1
Exons: 2
Coding region: 1-990 (329 amino acids)
Molecular function (GO): RNA binding
Source: RefSeq, a predicted model, not a curated record